AUGGAGAUGAUCCAAGGCGAAAUCCAGGACAGAGUGGUGGAAUUGCAGCGGUUACAAGAAUCCAGGGUCAACAAACACAGCAGCAAAGUCAAAGUGAAGAAGGGACACCUGGUAGUAUCCCAUCGUAAGACUUACUGCAACAAGGGCGAAGAUUCCAAGACGUGUAUUUCGGACCCUACCGGCUAG
Molecule: messenger RNA, 186 nt
Organism: Yarrowia lipolytica CLIB122
Lineage: Eukaryota; Fungi; Ascomycota; Dipodascomycetes; Dipodascales
Source: RefSeq, a predicted model, not a curated record